Molecule: messenger RNA, 354 nt
Organism: Rhodotorula toruloides NP11
Lineage: Eukaryota; Fungi; Basidiomycota; Microbotryomycetes; Sporidiobolales; Sporidiobolaceae
Product: cell wall biogenesis protein
Exons: 7
Coding region: 1-354 (117 amino acids)
Cellular component (GO): cytosol
Source: RefSeq, a predicted model, not a curated record
AUGCACGCCACCGCCGACUUCUGCCUGGUCCCGAUGGGCACAGCCGACCCGUCGGUCAGCAAGUACAUCGCGGAAUGCCAGCGGGUGUUGCAGAAGAGCGGGUUGAAGUUUGAGCUUCACGGCUACGGCACCGGCGUCGAAGGCGAGUACAGCGCCGUCAUGAAGGUCAUCGAGGAGUGUCACGAGGCCGUGCAUGCGAUGGGAUGCCCUCGCGUUGCUACAGGUGUGCCAGUUUUUUUACAUUCGCACAUCCGCAUCGGCACCCGAGUGGACAAGCAAGGCUCGCUCCAAGCCAAGAUCGACAGCGUCAAGGAGCUUCUCUCGAAGGACCAGUCCACCGGCACAAAGCAAUAG